Molecule: messenger RNA, 1013 nt
Organism: Plectropomus leopardus (leopard coralgrouper)
Lineage: Eukaryota; Metazoa; Chordata; Actinopteri; Perciformes; Serranidae
Source: RefSeq, a predicted model, not a curated record
AACGAUGAAACGCACUUCAGGUCUGUUUUUGCUCCUUCUGUCGACGUGCUCGGCUCACACCUAUGAAAAUGUGGCCUUGCGUGGAAGAGCGACCCAGUCAGACCGUCUCGCGGACUUGUAUGGAUUUGCUCAUAAUGCCAUUGAUGGAAACCGUGAGUCUAACUAUGGAGCCGGAUCAUGCACCAGCACUGAGGAACAGACCAAUCCCUGGUGGAGAGUGGACCUGCUGGAGUCCUACACCGUCACCUCCGUCAUCAUCACCAACAGAGGAGACGGUUCUGCAGAGAAGCUCGAUGGGGCAGAGAUUCACAUCGGCAACUCUUUACAAGACAACGGUGCCGCAAACCCAGUGGCUGGUGUUAUUUCUCACAUCCCAGCAGGCAGAUCAUUAAAAAUGACUUUUACCAGCCUGACCCAGGGCCGUUAUGUGACUGUGGUCCUGCCUGGUUUACAAAGACUCCUCACGCUCUGUGAAGUGGAGGUCUACGGAUACCGUGCUCCAACUGGAGAGAAUUUGGCGCUCCAAGGAAAAGCCUCUCAGUCGUCGCUGUAUUCUACGGGAAUCGCAUAUUUAGCCAUUGACGGGAAUCGUGCCAGCGUCUGGGGCCAUGGUUCUUGUACCCACACAAAGGCAGACCUUAACCCCUGGUGGCGACUGGACCUGGGCAAAACCCACAAAGUCUUUUCUGUUAACAUAACCAACACUAUCGAUUCUGUCCCGCAACGACUUAAUGGAGCCGAGAUCCGCAUCGGAGAUUCUCUUGAAAACAAUGGCAACAACAAUCCCAGGUGUGCUGUGAUCUCUAGCAUCCCUGGAGGCUUCACCCACACCUUCCAGUGUAACGGGAUGGACGGUCGCUACGUUAACGUGGUCAUUCCUGGCAGGAGCGAGUACCUGACUCUGUGUGAGGUGGAGGUGUACGGCUCCAGACUGGACUAGGUCACACAGCUGUAAAUCCAUUUCACACAGGAGAGUUUCAGCUGAUGCUCUUGUGCAGACUCGUGUCAAUCAU